ACCACUCAGUACAUAACACCACAGCAUAGAGAGAACACCAUCAUUUCACAAUAAACCAACAAUUAGAAACUAUAUAUAACAUAAUAUAUAAGAAUAUUAUUAGUGGAGGGGUAGCGGGAAGAGUUCAUUCAUAACUGUGGUGUGGGUCAGUUGGUGCUCCUGGCCAUCACUAGUGCUAUCAAGAUGGCUACUAGUGGAAAGGCUCGGAACGGACAGCCAAAAAAUAUCUCAUCAUUAAUCUCACGGUUGCACGGUGCCUUUACAGAUGCUAUGGCUCCACCGAAAUUAGUAAUAGAAAGACGAACUUUAGAAAAGACGUGGAAAUUAAUGGAUAAAGUGGUAAAGCAGUGUCAGCAAUCUAAAAUGAACUUGAAAAACUCCCCUCCAUUCAUUCUGGACAUUUUACCGGACACCUACCAACAUCUCAGACUUAUCUACACUAAAUAUGAGAAUAACCUUGCUGCUCUUAAUAGUAAUGAGUAUUUCAAGGUGUUUGUGGAGAACAUGAUGAGAAAGUGUAAACAAGCUCUGCUGCUCUUUAAAGAAGGAAAAGAGCUAAUGUUCGAUGAAAGCUCUCACUGCCGCCGCAACCUCACAAAACUCUCACUCGUGUUUUCACAUAUGCUGUCAGAGCUCAAAGCCACAUUUCCUCAGGGUUCCUUCGCAGGGGACCAAUUUCGGAUUACAAAAGGAGAUGCCGCGGACUUUUGGAAGAAAUGUUUUGGUGAUAGAACGGUAGUGCCGUGGAGAUACUUUAGAGACACCUUGAGUGAAGUACAUCCAAUUGGCUCAGGGCUUGAAGCCAUGGCUCUAAAAUCCACCAUAGACCUGACCUGCAAUGACUACAUUUCCAGUUUUGAGUUUGACGUUUUCACAAGAUUAUUCCAGCCUUGGCCCACGUUGUUGCGAAAUUGGCAAAUACUUGCAGUCACUCACCCUGGUUAUGUAGCCUUCCUCACAUACGAUGAAGUUAAAGCAAGAUUACAAAAAUAUAUAAACAAACCUGGAAGUUAUGUGUUCCGGCUAUCAUGUACACGGCUUGGUCAGUGGGCGAUUGGCUACGUGACCAGUGAUGGCAGCAUCCUACAGACCAUUCCUCAAAAUAAAUCACUCUGUCAGGCCCUCCUAGAUGGACACAGAGAAGGAUUUUAUUUAUAUCCUGAUGGUCGAAAUAUCAAUCCAGAUUUAGCCUGGGUCGUACAAGCCACUCCAGAGGACCAUAUAAAGGUAACCCAAGAACAGUAUGAACUAUACUGUGAAAUGGGCUCCACAUUCCAACUGUGUAAAAUUUGUGCGGAAAAUGACAAGGACAUCAGAAUAGAACCUUGCGGCCACCUCCUUUGUACACCAUGUUUGACUUUAUGGCAGGACUCUGAAGGUCAGGGAUGUCCGUUUUGCCGAGCCGAGAUCAAAGGGACAGAAACAAUCAUUGUGGACCCGUUUGACCCUCAUAAGCAGCACCGCACGCAGUCUCUACCUAGUGGUCAACUGAUUGAUAUGGAGGAGGAGGAUGAGGCCUCUGGGAAAGAUGAGAGUCACCCUCCAAAUGCUGCAGAAGCCCAAGGACAAGAAGACAAUAAGCAGACCCAUAGGAAUGGCAAGCCCCGGUGCCCCUCACCCAUCAAACAUGACAAAGGGCUUGGUGAAGGUGUUAAGACCAACAUGGGUUCAGACACAUGCAGUGCGUUGCAUCUUCAUGUUGCAGGGAAUGUGUUGAAAAUACCAAAAGCUGAUGGUUUAUCUAUGUUAGAGGAAGAAGGCUCAACUGGCAGACAGCCACGCAAGGAAGACAGGGGCAUCGCAGUCAACGUGCCUCCACGGCCAACCAAAGCAAUCACGGGUUUGGAUUUAAAUCCGAUUCUUAGGCGUACAGCUGAACCUAACAUCCCCUUGCUGCAUAAGAAAUCGGGCCAAGUAUCCGAUCUUGAAUUACACUUAUAUGUCUGGAAUGAAUUAUUGUCUGCACCUCCCUUGCCAAGCCGAGCCCCUCUAGGAAUGGGGAGUGAUUUAAGGGCCACGUCCUCUGUCCCCGACACACUAUCUGCGAGCACGGGACAUAAUGUCCACAGACAGCCUAAGAGAGCUCUGUCUGACAACAAAAGGUUUAACAAUUCUGGUGGAUCGUCCGUAGUAAGUAGAACAUUAUCACUUUCUGGACCCGACAUAGUUAUGGGGCCACCCGUACCUUGUAGACCAUCGUCGGCAGGAUAUGAUGCAUCUCAUCCACCAGCUGUGCCCAUAAGACCAAGUUCCCAGGUUCAAAGUAACCUCAAAAUGCCAUCAAAUAUAAGGUGGCAGUCGUCGUCACAAACAAAACAUUGUAACUCGAUUAGCAAGAGACGUUCAUUGGAAGGUAUGCCUGAAACUAGACUUAAACAAAAGCUUCACAAUGCUAAUUCACUUGAAGAAAUACAUGUCUCUUUCCCAAGUCUUCAUGGCGAUCCCAAAGACAAUGAAAAUAGUCCACCUUCCUCUACUCUAUGUGAUCCUUAUGACAGACAAGACAAAAAUUGGUGUUUAAAAACUAUUGCACCAGCGAAUCCAACUGGGAUUGGUCUUCCGAGGAGAGGCCAGUGGAAUAUGCGUGUAGAGAGCCCCCUGGCGCGGAUCCCAGCCAACGAGAAUUCGUUACCUCCACCAAUUCCUCCAAUACCUCUUAACAUACAGAAGGAGUUUUCCAAGAGUCACAUAACAACUCAUAAUGAUAAACAUGGGGAAAAGAAUCAGGUAUCAGUUAUUCUUAAUGAUCUAGAAGGGGUAGUCUGUAAAGAUUCUUAUACUAAGGUAGUGACUGAUGGUCCAAUGGAAUUUUUAUCAGAGGAAAAAGAAAACAAGAGAGUAUUCUCAGGAACAGCAAGCACGUAUGACCGCCCGGAUUGUCCAACAAAGAGAUUUUCGGCAACAGAAGACCACAACAAAAAAACUGAAUCUAUAAAAUGGCCAAAGUCCAGUUUUAAUGAUACUAUGAUUAAUUUUCUGGACGAGAACAUCCGCGAGGGCCGAGCUUGUUACAGGAGCAACCCGGCCUAUGACCUGGUGUUUCCCUCACAACUACGACCUCCAAUACCAAAGAGAACCAACAACUUAAACCACCACUGUGACCACGAUGUAAAAGGUGCUCUAUCCUCUGAUGGCUUGAGUUCAGAAGUUCUUUCCUCGUCUUAUGACAGCGAAGAACAUUACCUCACCAUGGACAACGGGGCCAGGCCUAAGAGAUCAUCAAGCAUUUCUACCGCUGUGUCUGCUCAGCCAGUGUACACAAGCUUCUCCACAAAACUCCAUAGGGACUCUCGUAGUUUGGGAACUGUCAGGGUUAAUACAUCGCACUCCCAGGAUGUGACUACAGACGGUUCACAAAGCCUGGAGAAAUCUGCUGUCUGCUUACAGAGCGAAGAUGAGUGUUCUGGCCAGUCACAGAGUACUGGUAUGUUUGCUGACACACCCAACGUCGACAAUCAAUCACAGGCGCUGAAAUCAUGUUCUGUUUCUGAUGAAGACAAAUGGACGCCAGAAUCAUAUGAGAAGGGGUCGAGGAGUCCGCUUAUGUCUCCAGGAGCCUCGCCAAGAGUGUGUCGCAGAGAUGACGUCAUCCCUCCGCCCCCAGUCCCGCCCAGGAAAGCUAGCCCCGCCCCCAGCCCGCCCUCGACACCAGCCACCACCCAUAGAUCGAGUGUGUUGGAGGUGGAGGAAGAGGAGGAGAUGCCUCCGGCUCCUCCACGAACACUUACCUCUCUCACGGCGCCCACGGUGGUCACCACGCCCACCACGCCCACCUCGCCGCCCAGGACCAUCACCAUUGUCACGCUCGACCCAAAUAACGUGGCGGUCGAGACCACAACCACAGGUCCAGGGAAGGAGAGGAAGAUCAGUGCGCCGUCCCCCCUGCGUCACAGACCCCUCUCCGUGCCUCACAUCGUGCCCAGGACCAGCAAGCUCAUGAGGGCCUCCGGUUCUAACCCCUCCCUCUCCUCCUCUUCCUCCUCGCCUACCUCCACGCCCGCCACCACGCCCACGCCCCUGCCUACCUCCACUCCAGCCACCACGCCCACACCGUUACCCUCGGCGCCACCAUUCCCCUCCCAUUUCCCCCCUAGUUCCUCCCCCUCCCCUUCCUUCGUGCCGACCAGUCUCCCCGCCAGUCCUAGCCCCAGCAGUAGCUCUCAGCAGCAACAGCCCAUGUCCCCGCUAGGAGGCCCGCCCACCACCACGGCGCCGCCCCCACCCGUGACGGUCAUCACUUACACGCCCGUGAUGACCUCCGAUGACAUGACCUCCAGCCCGGAGCCUGUCACCACCACCACCACCACGACCACCACCGUCACCCCGCGACCCCGCACCAUCCUGCCCUCCCACUCCACCCUAAUGCCCCCCACGCCCGCCACCACGCCCUCUCCCUCCUCCCCCUCCUCCAUCACCUCCUCCACCUCCUGCUCGUCCUCCGGGUCAGCCUCUACCACCAGCAGUGGAGGCCUGGAGGUAGACAGGAGAGCCAGCGGGACCAGCCAUACUGGGGACCUGGAGGACAUCCACGAGGAGCCUCCCUACGAGAACACCACACUACCUCCCCCAGUGUGUCCGGCGUCAGCGAGGAAGUCAGCCACUGACUCCGACCUGCCCAACUUCCCGGCGCCGUCAGCUCCUUCUUUACCGACUAUUAUCAAGUCCUGGUCGGCUGACAGAAGCAUGAACGUGGCGGAGGGUCUGGAGGGUGAGGAGGCCCACACUGCCUACGAGAACCUUCACAUGGACUACUUGGCGACGCUGACGCAGGAAGGUUUCGCCCAGGACGCCGUCAUCCGAGCCCUCGUCAUCACCAGAAACGACAUAGCGAUGGCUAGGGACAUCCUCAGGGAGUUCGCCUCCAAGAGAAGCUAAAGGGACGCUCCAGCCUGUGCCCCUCACACUCGGAGGUUUACAAUGCCAAUAGAUAAUCAACGCCCCUCUCUCCCCACACUCUCUAUGUUAAGUUAUUUAUAUACAGAGCUGUGCCACAAAUGCGUUUUUAAGGACAUUGGGAGAACUGGGCAGGGGAGGACACGGGGAGGUGGACAGUGUGGGAGAAGUGCCAAAGUUUGCGCCUCGGUGUGCCGGAGCAACUGUGGGAAUCACCAUUGUGUGUUCUUAUCUGUAUAUUUGGUAAGGUCUCUCUCUAGUUUACAAGAGGUUUCAUCCCCCCUCGAAAAAAUAAAAAUGAUUAAAACCUCAACUUUGGUGCUCCUCUGAAGGCCAUUGUUUAUGUAUAUUUAUUGAAGACUCGGGACCGUCAGAUGACCUACUGUACGGUAGGCCGCCGCGACACACGUCCAAGUCGACAAAAGCCGGGGGGACUUUUUUUAGUGUUCCUGACAGUAUUAUCGGAAGCGUUAUGCUGAGACUCCAGUGUCACUGUACAGUAUUUAUCUUUGGUUCUAAACAAUUCAAAGAUGUACAAUAUAUUAUUACUAUAUCUUGGACGAGAGAGGGCGUCCCCAGCGAGACUCAGUGCUCACACCAAACUCCAUUAAUCAAGUGUUCUCGCCCUGGGCUGGACGCCGUGACAUGUGCCAAAGUGAAAGCUGCCAUAUGGUGGUUCCUUAGUGCCAACUAUACCUUGCAGUGGUCGAGUAAAAUUUUCUACAGGUCUUUGAAUGGUCAAGUGGUGAGACUUAGUGCGACCGUUGUUGUGCCUGCAAGAGUGUGUAAGGGCAUGCGUGUAGGCGGCGAGGGGGUUUAGGAUGUGCAAUAAUCUCACGCCCUCAUCGUCUGGCUGUUGCACCCAAGUUUGUGUGUGACCAGAUCAUCACUGAGGUCUCCAUGGCGCUGGUUCCUAAGUACACAAGACAUUAACAUUUUUUUUUGUAGAGAAGAAUCAUUAAACGUUGAAGUAA
Molecule: messenger RNA, 5867 nt
Organism: Homarus americanus (American lobster)
Lineage: Eukaryota; Metazoa; Arthropoda; Malacostraca; Decapoda; Nephropidae
Gene: Cbl
Product: E3 ubiquitin-protein ligase CBL-B-like
Exons: 14
Coding region: 184-4875 (1563 amino acids)
Biological process (GO): negative regulation of epidermal growth factor-activated receptor activity; cell surface receptor signaling pathway
Cellular component (GO): plasma membrane; membrane raft
Molecular function (GO): calcium ion binding; SH3 domain binding; ubiquitin protein ligase activity
Source: RefSeq, a predicted model, not a curated record